Vitrella brassicaformis is the source of this 1112-nucleotide messenger RNA. Lineage: Eukaryota; Vitrellaceae. The record is from the annotation of a GenBank genome assembly.
GCCAAUCCUUCAAACUCCUUGAACCUGAGCCAGCCGGGUUUACAAAUACAAUACAAUACUGGGUGUGCAUGAAUAUGUCCGUCCGUGUGGUAUGUAUGGGUGUCCUGGCCAUAUGGGAUGGCAUCCACACGCGGCAGUCAUACAGGCAUCAUUGUUGAUAAAGAGCACACCACCCAUAGCAUAGCAGUGCAAUCAGGCCAUGCACACCGUCACCCACCACAGCCACUAAUUGACACGCACGCACAUUUCCAGCUCUCCCCAUAAUCCUAAAUCACACAGGCCGACGCACAGGCGCCCAUCAAUACCAGCAGUAGCAGCAGCCAUCGACACCAGGAGCAGCAGCAGCAAGAGAGCCUGGAUGAACAGGCUGGUGUUGCUGCACCCCUCCCCCCAGUCAGUCCCUCUUCCCCCUCAGGUAUGCUUCUGAUGUGUUGGCGCAUAUGCUUGUGACGCAAAGAAGCACCCGUGCAUCCAUCCAUCCACCCAGUGGCUUAGCACCCAGCGCACAAGACGCACAGCCUUAGUGUAUCUCUCAUCCACGGCGAGCGCAACAAAGAAAAAGCCAGAAGCAGGACGAAGGAAGGACAGGUCAGCACGUGACCUGCUGCUGCUGAGUGGCGGUAUCUCCCCCGUCUGCUGCCGCUGGGGGUGGUCCUGGCUGCUGGCACCUUCUCGUACUAGAGCCAUGACACCUCCUCGCGUCGUACCCGCGCCACACCUUCUGAAUCUUCACACACGCCCUCCUCAGAGCAACCAGCCGAAUAAUGGCCUGCACGAGAAACGAUGUCUACGCUGUGCGAUGUGAUCCGCUAUUGCGUGUGUGUGUCAUCCACCCAUUGUGUACAGUACCUGAAUGAGCCUCUGCCUCCGAAAGUGGCGAAACACCCUCGUCACGACCACAGCUGCCAUCCCGUGAACCACCUCAGCCUCGUCGAGUGUCCCGAUGCCCAUAUGUAGCAGACAGUGGACGGAGCAGUGAGCGACCGGGAGUGAGGAUCACAACGAUGGAGUCCGCUUUCCUUAGAUCUCGCCUCGCCACACAGCCGUAUCAGCCCAUUCAACUCACGCAAGGCCAGCGGUGCUGCCUUUGGGGUUGGCGCAAGACCCUUGCC